AAGAAAGACUGCAGAAUCGUGUUGUGAUUGUAAAGAAAGUCACGGGGGUUUGACGAGUGUGAAGAAGUGUGGAUUUUCAGUGUAGCAACUUAAAUGACCGUAAUAUGCGAUGCAACUCUAAUCGAUUCCAGUGUUUUGCUGCCUCGAGGUGCGCUUAUUGCAUGGGAAUUGCUCUACCUGUAUUAUCGAUAGACCUUUCUCAAUAAUGGCACACUGGUGACAUCAUGGAAAAUAUCCAAGACCUGACUGAUAAGGAGGCUUCUGAACGGAGAAACUCAAACACAGAAUGGCUACUAACGAAGUGUCGAAUAACAAAACCGCCUCCACCAAAACCUGCCACGAAUCCCCUGCAGUUUAUCAAAGUCGCACCUUGUCCGCUAUUUCAAAAAGCUCACGAACAAAUCAAGAAAGUCGAAGAGAUCAAAAUCAUGCGCCAAGAUAUGAACGAUGAUGCGGAGGAAUGGCAACAGAACCUCGAUAAUUGGAAAAGUAGCAGAAGAAAACGACAGGAGCACAUCAUCGAACGAGUGGUCGAAGUAAAAAAAAUUGAGCAAGAAGGGCACGAUCGAUCUAGAAGAAAGAGCAAAACCUUCAGCGAGAUGUUGGAAGAGCGUAAUAAAAGGGGGCAAAAAUUAAAUAUUCUCGUCUACAAUGACGAUGAGAAUGACCUUAGCGAUUAUGGUAUAGGUAAUACACAUUCAAAGAGUAAUGGUAGCAAGGAUGCAGAUACGGAUGAUAGUUGCAGUCUAUUAGAUGAUAAGGAUCACAUGUCAGAUACUCAAAGUCAAGACACAUCAAAUAUUUCCAACCAAAGUCAAAGUGAAGACGAAAGUCUGAAUCUGCCUAGUAUUGAUAAGGAAAAUAAUUUUAUUGAUACAAAAUUGUUACUAAAUAAGGAUAGCUCGAAAGCGGCGGAUAUUUCGAGAAAAAGCGAUACCGUGUGUAAUUACGAUCUCAACAGAUCAAGCGUUAGUCAGGAGCCACCAAGAUACACUUACGAAGGCGCAAUUCAGGAUUACCGUUCUAGAAUUAAAUUAAAGACGAACAUAGACGACAAAUUUCUGCAAAAGCCGGAUUACAAAAAGCAGGCAGAAUCUCAGAAUAUUCCCAAAGUCGAUAUUUACAAGCGUAAAGAGAUGUUUGAAGUUGAAAAACCUCUGGAAAUUCAUCACCUGGAAUCGAGUACUUCCAGAAGAUUAUCGGAAGAUUUUGUAAAUACGCAAAGUAUUAAGGAUCGUUUAAAGAGUUUGGAGAAGUGUACGGAGCAACCAUUAAAAAGUGUAGAUAAGUGCGCUUCGCAAGUAAAUUCCGUCAAGUCUAGAGUUGUAAGUUUAAAUAAGCAAACCGAAGAGGAUUCGGAAAAUAAUAACUCUCUCAGUAAUUCAAAAUCGAGUAAGAUGCAGUCGCCUCCUAAAUCGAUCAGUUCGUACUUAAACGAUAAUGUAAAUGUGAAGUACAAAAAUCACGAUUGGCAUGUUAAGGAUGAGGUUAGUGAGCGUUGUUCUAGUCCUGAAGCAGAAAUGUAUAUGAAUCAGCUAAAUAUGUUUAAUAGAGAUUUAGACGCAUUUUUGCAAAAGUCGCAUUCAUCUCAUAAUGAUCUUGAAGACGAUUGCGAAAGCUGCAAUUAUCCCAGCUCAAAUUUAUCUGCGGAUAUUAUUGGAUUAUCUUCUGACCGAGAAGACAGCGGGAUUCAUACUGCAGAUGUGUCCUGUUCUGUCAGUCAAGCAGAUGAACCUGUCGAUGAUUCCGAUUUAUCAUCUACUACCAUACCACAUUGCAUCGAAAAGUUAAAUAAAGAGAAAGAACUUCAGCAAGUAUCUGGUGAUGACCUGUUACUCAAGCCUGAUUACUCGACCACGAACAGUAAAGCUUUGAUUAACAAAACUAGAGAAUUCUUGAGCUCAGUGCGGCAUCAGAGUGAUGUAGACCUUGCCACGGAAAAAGAACACGUUGCAUCUAAACCUCUUCCAGCGGCUUCAACCAAAAACACACCAUUUAUGGAUAGAGAAACAUUGAUAUUUCCAAUACAAGAAAAUGUGGACGUAAAGAGGAACGUAUUUUGCGACUCCACUUUUCCGCUGGCUCCGCCUAAAACCACAGAACCUCCAAAGGAAAAACCUCCACCGCCCCCACCAGUUCUAGAAGACAACUUGGAACACGCACCGGAAGAUAAUUUAGCGCUAUUGAAUUCCACGAAGCGUUUAAAGAAAGAAAUACAUAUUAAAAGAUCGAGCUUUUUGGGCCUCGACGAACCAACCCACGAACAGUUGGACCCGGAAAUCAUGUUGGAUAAACCGCCCGAUAUAAAUUCAUUUUUGCAGAAAGAGUCGCAGCUCGAAAAGUCUUUUUAUAAAAAAUUGCAGGGCAGUCGAGAUAAUUGCCUCAGCGAGGUGGAGAGUCAAGAUUCCGGUCUUGAAAGCGAACGUGGAAGACUGUCGAGCGACACAUGGUGUAGCAGUGUUUGUGAUUUGAGCACGCCUACGCAUGGACGACAGGACAGUGAGCAAACCAAUAGUGAAGACGAAAUUAUGAAAAAAGAAAGAGAAAUUAUCGAGUUGAUAGAAAAAGAAGAGAAAUCCCGCGAUGAUUACUCCACUUCUAUGAACAACGUUCAAGACACCUUCAACUAUUCCAAUAAUGCUGCUAUUAACCAACAUUUCACAAAAAAUUAUCUACCAUCAUCCCAUAACGUAGACUAUACCCGCUCAUUUAAUGACGAAGACUCGGAGGUGUUGAAAGUUGAGCACGAAUUACUGCAGCUGGAACGGGAAGAGUUGGAGAGGCGCAGAGAUAAUAUUGCUUUUAGGGAGAAUCACUCACAAAAAUAUUUGCAAAACGGUCGACGUUCGUAUGAAAAUAUUUGUGACUCUACUCAUGUGUAUCCGCCUUAUGAUAAUUUUAACUACCGAAAGUCAUUACCAGAUCUCCAACAUCAAGAUUAUCACAAUUCGGCUCCAAGCGAACUUUACUUUAAAACUGCACUUAAUGUUCAGCUACAAACUCACAAAUCAAUGCCGGACAUCCAACAGUUAUAUCAAAAGUUGACUCCGGAACACAAAAAAUCCAACUCUACUCCUCAUAAUGACAAGCACUUGAUAGUUACCCAUCGCAAAUCCAUGCCCGAACUACAAUUUGAGAAAAUGGUUCCCAUUUUCAAUCCACCUCACUUAAUCAACCGACAACCAAUUAUAGCGGGAAAACCAUUGAAACUUCCCAACAAGGAGCAAAGAGACAAAGGAAGAUACAUGAUGGUGGAGUCAGAGUCCACCCAUUUCCAACACAUUAAACCUGGAAGGCCAAUCACUAGGCCCGGUAUUCACGCCCUAAGCGCUGUGCCUAAAUCAAGACCGCUCUCAAACGAUAAUUGGAUUCAACCGAAAUGUAAUUUGGAAAAUAAAAGUAAAAGUUACGAUCAGCAUUGGUUGUACCAGGAGGCCGAAUUAAGACGAUUAGAAGAGCAGCAAAGAAAUUCCUCACCAAAACGAAUAGGCACACCCAAGAAACAUAUUCCCGAGCCUAUAAUUGAAACAUUAACGCAACGAGUUCAACAUAGGAAUGACCGUUACCAACCCAUUCGAAGACCUAACAAUAGUUCAAAUGAGUUUGCGCAACAUACCUACCUAAAUCACCCGCAUACAAUGGGCCAUGCUUCGCCUUUAUCAUAUCCCCCACCUGCUACCUUGGAAGAUUCUCAAGGCGUUAUGCUUAGUGUGAGCGGAAAGAAAAAAUGUUCUUAUUGUAAUAACGAAUUAGGACGAGGAGCCGCAAUGAUAAUUGAAAGCCUAUGUCUAUUUUAUCAUAUGGAAUGCUUUAAAUGUUGCGUAUGUCAUACUCAACUCGGCGACGGACUGAUGGGCACCGAUGUGAGAGUUCGGAAUCAAAAGCUUCAUUGUCACAAUUGUUACUCUAGCGACGAUGGUGUAAAGUUUAGUUGUGUUUAGAUUUAUAUUGAUGUACAGAUAAACUUGUAGACUUGCUAGGGUAAGUUUUGUAUAUUUAUACAUGUAAAAUAGAAGAACAAAGUAUUUGUGUAUAUAGUUGUUAGAAAUAUGUAUAGAUUACAUACUAGAUAGAGAUGUGGAUAUUAUUAAAUGAAAUUAACAACAAAUGUAUAUAAAUAGCGUUUUCAAACAUAUUUCAGCGGAUCUUCAGUGCAAUGGUAGACAACAAAAAUUCCGUUAAAAGCCUAUUUUGAAUACGCUUAGUUCAUUGAUACUUACUACUAAACGAUAUACAAAUUAAAAGCCAAAUAAGAUUUUUAUAGUUUAUAGAAUUUGAUACCGUAAGUGUGAGUUGAAAAAUGAUUAUUGUGUUAUAUUAAAAAGAGAAGUUAUUCAUACGGAGUGCUUUGUAAAACGCAA
Messenger RNA from Photinus pyralis (common eastern firefly), 4361 nucleotides. RefSeq lists its product as uncharacterized. Bases 225 to 3941 code for a protein of 1238 amino acids. Gene Ontology annotation, molecular function: myosin II head/neck binding. The transcript is spliced from 11 exons. NCBI's taxonomy places the organism in Eukaryota, Metazoa, Arthropoda, Insecta, Coleoptera, Lampyridae. The record is from RefSeq and is a predicted model, not a curated record. Gene Ontology annotation, cellular component: stress fiber. Gene Ontology annotation, biological process: positive regulation of stress fiber assembly; regulation of focal adhesion assembly.